CAUGGCGGGAGAUUGGAAGUGUAUUUUUGUUUACUAAAUAAAUCCGUCGCGAUGAGGCGGUCAGCGGCACCAAGUCAGAUUAAUCCAGCCAAGAGACCUAAAUUUUCUGUUCCGUAUAAAAAUGUAAAUUCAAUCAAUGUCAGUAAAAGCAAGGAGGCAGAUGAAAUCCCAGAAUUCAAUACAUCAAAUAAUAAUCAACACUGUGUCAUCAAAAACAAUCACAUAGAAGAAAGCCAUGUUGUAAAAAAUACAUCUUUUAAUAAAGUAUUAAAAUCAUCAGUACCAAGAUGUCCUCUAACUUCUCUUCAAUCGAUGCCACAAUAUCCCAGUAAGCCUGCUUUUAAACCAGUAAGAAUAAAUAAACAGGUGAAUAAUGAUGAACCGUCAAAUAUAGAAGCGAAAGAAAGACAAUAUUUUAAUGUUGUUUGGUGUAAACGAUCAGCAAAAAAGCACAAGAAAUGGGAAGGUGAUGCUAUAUUAGUAACUUGUGGUAGAAGUGUUCAACUGUAUGAUGUAGAAGGGAAAGAAAUAGGAAAAGCCACUGGUUAUAAAAAAGCAGAAUUGGAAAGUUUACAAGAAGAUGAGAAGCUGCCGAUUGGAAGUCGGGAGAUUCUGAUAAUGUCUGUAUUAACAGAAGAACAAUAUUUAAGUGGUAAAUGUUUUUCGGGAGCAGGAAGUGUCACCACCUCCACAACAACAGAAGUUUUACCAAGAAUGAAACAGAAACCGUUCAUUGACCCAAAUAAAAGCAGUAAAAACCCGGUCAAGAAUGAAAAUUUUAAUCCAGGAAAAGGUCCUCGACAUGACCCUUUAGAAGAAGGAGCUCUUGUAAUGCCGAGACCUAGUCCUGAACAUCAGUUAAAGAACAAUCUUCAGAACCUACCAAUUGUUGAUGUUGUUGUUGACCCUUAUUUAACCUCUCAACUUCGACCCCAUCAAAGAGAAGGCGUGUUAUUCAUGUAUAAAUGUGUUAUGGGUUUCCAGGAUUACUAUGGUAACGGAGCCAUCUUGGCUGAUGAUAUGGGUUUAGGCAAGACAUUGCAGUGUAUCACAUUAUUAUGGACGAUGAUAAAACAAGGACCAUAUGGUGGGAAACCUGUUAUAAAAAAAGUUUUAAUAAUAACUCCUGGUAGUUUAGUUAAGAAUUGGUAUGCUGAGAUAAAGAAAUGGUUGGGUACAGAAAGAUUGAAUAUAUUUGCUGUUACUGGCAAUCAAAGAGUUGAGGACUACAAGAAAUCAUCAAUUCAUCCAGUUUUGAUCGUCUCGUAUGAAAUGUUUGUCCGAACUUAUGAGAUGAUUCAAAACGAAAACUUUGACUUGGUUAUCUGCGAUGAAGGUCACAGAUUAAAGAAUACAGCGAUAAAAACUACCUCACUGAUAAUGAGUUUAUCAACAAGAAAAAGAAUUGUAUUAACAGGAACCCCAGUACAGAAUGAUUUACAGGAAUUCUUCUCUAUAGUAGAGUUCUGCAAUCCAGGAAUUCUAGGUACCAGCAUCGCUUUUCGUAGAGUUUACGAAGAUCCGAUUGUGGCAUCUCGUCAACCUAGUGUAUCUCAAGAUGUUGUGAUGUUAGGUGAAGAACGAGGCAGUGAAUUAUCACGAUUGACCUCCAUGUUUAUUUUACGAAGAACUCAAGAAAUUAACAACCAAUAUCUACCUCCUAAAGUUGAGCUGGUGUUAUUUUGUAAAGCAAGUGAGUUUCAGUUACAGAUAUAUCGUCAGUUUUUGACAAGUCGUACGAUACGUCAAUGUUUGUCUGGUAGUAUGGUCGGUGCACCACAUCUCAUCUGUAUAGCUGCGUUAAAACAACUCUGUAAUCAUCCACGUCUGGUAUUUGAUAAAGCUGUUCAAGCUGCUGGAGCGGUGGAUGAAGAUGGGGAAAUAACCGAAUCGGUAUAUUCAGGGUUAUCUACCUUGUAUCCACCACAUUAUGGAGAUCAGGAGAUCGUUUGUGAAGAUUCCGGGAAACUUAUUGUCCUAGCGUCCAUAUUGUUGGCCGUACAUCAUCCAGCUUGUAGAGAAAAAAUAGUCAUUGUGUCAAAUCAUACUAAAACUUUAAACGUAAUAGAAAGAUUUUGUGUGACAACUGGUUAUCAAUUUCUACGUUUAGACGGACAGACCCCAACCAAUCACAGACAAGAAUUAGUCAAAAAAUUUAAUAAUAAAUAUUCCACCGAAACGGUGUUUUUGUUGAGUAGUAAAGCUGGAGGUGUAGGAUUAAAUCUGAUUGGUGCAUCAAGACUCGUUCUCUAUGAUAUUGAUUGGAAUCCAGCCAAUGAUCUUCAAGCUAUGGCGAGAGUAUGGAGAGAUGGACAGAAGAGAAAAGUCUAUAUUUACAGGUUACUUACAACUGGGACUAUAGAAGAGAAAGUUUAUCAGAGACAGAUCAGUAAACAGGGGCUGAGUGGGGCUGUAGUGGAUCUACGAGCUAAAUCUGAUGUUCAAUUUUCUAGGGAAGAUCUAAAGGAUUUAUUUUCAUUGAAUGAGAAGACUAUUUGUGAUACUCAUACAUUAUUAAACUGUACCUGUACUGGAGAAGGUGACGAGGUAGAAAAAAUAACACCACCACCACCUGUACAACGGUCAUGUCAACUAGGACAACCUAAAUCUCAAACAAAGAAAAAUCUGACAAUGGAUGAAUUAUUAGAUUGGAAGCAUUUACUUGGAUCGUUUCCAGAUCUGGACCCUAAUUGGUUUAUCUCAGAUCUUCAGGACUAUUUAACGUACAUAUUUUGGAACGAAACGAAAUCGAACACAAAUUUAUGAUAAAAAAAACUCCCCAGUAGAAUGAACAAUAAUUUUGUGUAAUGUCUGUGAAUGAAAUUUAACUUGUGUUAAACAUACAUUAUGCAAGAGCUAAAUCUGCCUAUUGCAGAUCUUUAUUUAGGCCUGAAAUGUUAUAUAAACUAUUAAUUAGACAUUAAUUAACUUAUCCAGGCCAUAAUCAACUCUCGAUAGCAUCAGAUUUCUCCGAUAUUAAAUAGAUUAGAACAGUUCCGCCAUAUUUUGAUUCAAGCUAAAAAUGGAGGAGUGAGACUUAGCUUCGAACAACCAGUUCAGUGUUUGAAAUUAUUGCACACGUCCUGUCAAACCUCCAAAGGCUAAUUUUAAAAUUAUUCAUUUUACAUUAUCUAUUUUCGGACUAUUAUAGCAAGAAUGGCUAGCUCUUUAUCUAAAUCUUAUAUAAUGUAUCUUUAAGUGGUGUUGAAAUUCACCUAGUGUGUCCAAUGUCAUUUGGCUGAUUCAAACAUGUUUGAUAUAUUCGGCUGAUUCAAACAUGUUUGAUAUAUACGGGUGAUUCAAACAUGUUUGAUAUAUACGGGUGGUUCAAAACUUGUUUGAUAUAUUCGGCUGAAUUAUAUUCGCCUAGUGUGUCCGCUUCGCCGGAUUGUAGAAUAAAUCCUCCACUCAUAUCAAGAAGUCACGUGAUUGUUUGAAGACAUGGUCACUGCCAUGUUUAACCAUGUGACGUGAAAAGUGAUGCAAUCGACUGGUGAAUUGGGCGAAGGAUUCGGUUAGUAUGUCCACUGUCUAUCCAUUCGGCUAAUGUGUCCACCACUGAGAUAAAAUAUUUAUGAUAAAAAGACUCUGCAUAAGAAGGAACAUUAAUUUAUAUCACAAGAGUUUUGUGAUGUUAUUUGUGAAUAAAACUUGUAGGCCGCAAGUUUCUAAUUAAAACAGUAUGAUAAAGACUCUUACAUUUAUUUAUAUCACAAGUGAAUAAAACUUGUAUGUUGAGUUUUGUGUGACCUUAUCUGUGAAUAAAACUUGUGUUGCUCAAGUUUCUUAUAAAAUA
This is a messenger RNA of Patella vulgata (common limpet), 3796 nucleotides long. RefSeq names its product DNA repair and recombination protein RAD54B. Gene Ontology annotation, biological process: reciprocal meiotic recombination; double-strand break repair via homologous recombination. Bases 52 to 2766 code for a protein of 904 amino acids. The record is from RefSeq and is a predicted model, not a curated record. Gene Ontology annotation, cellular component: nucleus. Gene Ontology annotation, molecular function: ATP-dependent chromatin remodeler activity; ATP binding; DNA translocase activity. The transcript is spliced from 25 exons. Lineage: Eukaryota; Metazoa; Mollusca; Gastropoda; Patellidae.